CGUUCCGACAUACAGGACAUUUUACGUUUAAUCGUUUCCAUUGACCAAACAUUUAAAACUUGACACUAAAAUUACACCAAAAUAAAAACGUGUGCUCUUAAUUACGACAUAAAAAUUACGGAAGACGAGAAGAAUUUAGUGGUCGAAAUCAGUUAUGCUAAAAGUUGUUAGCAUCGACGUCAUCAUUGCGCGCCAGACACCGGAAAUAAAACCUAUUUGUUUUUGUAGGCUUUAAAUUAGCUUAACUGUGUCUUCAACAGCUAAUAAACUUUUAUUUAUUCCAAUAUUCCCUCAUGGAGGACAUGUACGUUAAACCAGGCAACCAGGAACGAGGAUGGAACGACCCACCGCAGAUGUCUUACGGCCUGCAGAUGGCCCGGGGACCGCAGAAGAACCUUCUGAACAAAAGAGCAGCGCUGCCUGGUGUGGCGCCACCCCCCAAGACUCCUCAAGGCAGUCCUCCAAGUGCACCCCCCUCUUGUGGUGUAGCCCCGCCUCCUACAGCCGGCCUCGCUGGCUGGAUGGCCACGCCUCCUGCUGCUGCAAGGCCAACGAAGAUUCAGGGUGACAACGACGGCGGCCAAUCAGAGGGUGAGCCCGAAAUGGAGGGCGUGGUCGAGGUGCUCCAGCAAGCACUGGCUGCGUGUAGACGUGAAGUCACACCUCAGGUGUGCAGUGACGUGGAAAAGAGACUCCACCUCUUUCAGGACAGUUGGACUCGACUGAGUCUCCCUGUGAGGAGACGCAUGAAGACUUUGUCUCUAGUUUUGUCCGUGUGUCCAGAGCUGCGGGCUGGCAGGUGGGACCGAGCCGAUGAGCUCCACCGCUCCCUGAUGGUGGAUCAUGUGACCGAGGUGAGCCAAUGGAUGGUCGGUGUGAAGCGACUCAUCGCCGAGACAAGAAAACUUAGUCCGGAAGCUUUAGAAGUGCUUAAGGACUCUGAAGGACCAACACUGGACUCUUCACAGAAUGACGUGUUGCACUUGUGAUGUCGUCGCACACUCCCGUGUUUUAAACCAAAGCAGCUAGGGCUGGUCGCCAUGGCAGCAGGAGGUCAAAGGUCGCUUUUGUCUGUGUGCUGUUCAAAGUUGUUCAUCACUAAAAGGACAUCUGACCAAAAUGAAAACGCUUCUCAAA
Messenger RNA from Nerophis lumbriciformis (worm pipefish), 1137 nucleotides. It is a transcript of the gene sra1, whose product is annotated as steroid receptor RNA activator 1. NCBI's taxonomy places the organism in Eukaryota, Metazoa, Chordata, Actinopteri, Syngnathiformes, Syngnathidae. Gene Ontology annotation, biological process: regulation of transcription by RNA polymerase II. Gene Ontology annotation, cellular component: nucleus. The record is from RefSeq and is a predicted model, not a curated record.